AUGAUUCCAAAUAAAAUUGUUCAAAAACCACAUUAAGUUGUAGUUCCUAUUAUUUAAUAAAGUAUAAUUAAUCCUGUUUCUAAUCUAGCGAAAAAAGCUUAUUUAGUAUCCCCUGCUUCUGUUAUGACUUCUAUGUAAUAACCUGUCUUUAUACUUGAAUAGGCUCCUUAUAAAAUGAAAACACCAAUUUAAACACCUCUUCUUGUUGCUAAAAUAGAUAAUCAAAUUCAUAUUGUAGAUGCUAUUUCUCCUAUUGAUAAUUAAACAUUACUCGAUUCCACUUUAUUGAUCGGAGAUCGCAUUUUUGAUAUUAAAAACGGCGCCAUUUUCUCCAUAGUAACUGGUAUUCCCGAAUAUUCCUCCACCUUAAGCCAAUUAACAAAGUACACAGUAGAUAUAACCCCUGAAAAUUCCAUAUUAAUCAAUCUAAAUGAUAAAAAGCGUCCCUUUGAUUAAAUAAAUAUGCUUGGCUGGGUUCCUUCCUUCGAAAAAAUCGCCAUAUUAGGCUCUGGAAUUGAAACUCUAAAUAUCGUUCGAACCCUCCGUUUAUUCUUAGAGUCCGAAAACCAUCUUGAGAAUUUAAAUACGUUUUCCUUAUUAAAGUAAUAGAUUUGA
Ichthyophthirius multifiliis is the source of this 615-nucleotide messenger RNA. Its product is annotated as pyridine nucleotide-disulfide oxidoreductase family protein, putative. The record is from RefSeq and is a predicted model, not a curated record. The transcript is spliced from 5 exons. NCBI's taxonomy places the organism in Eukaryota, Ciliophora, Oligohymenophorea, Hymenostomatida.